UCCUAUUUCAAAAAGAUGGCGGAUGAUUUAGAAAGCUCAUCUGCUGAAGCUCUGAUAAGUUUCAGAGAGGGUAGCACUGACUACAAAUCUCCAUCAAGGCAGAGAAAUCCAACUCGUAUCAGAAAGAAAAACACAAAGUUUUACAAUGAAGAUGAAGACACUUCAUUUUCGCUACGGCCGCGAGCCCCCAAGAAGAGAGAGCGUAAACCCGGUCUUGGAUUGACUGUUCAUGACAAAAAGAUGGCCCAAGCCAUCGGAGUACGACUUCGAAACCUACUGAAGUUACCUAAGGCCCACAAAUGGGUCUGCUAUGAAUGGUUCUAUUCCAACCUUGACAUACCCCUAUUUUUGAUGGAGAAUGACUUUUCUAUCUGCAUGAAGGAGUCUUUCCCACAGCUAAAGAUGAAGAAGCUGAGGAGGGUGGAGUGGUGUAAGAUCCGCCGCUUGAUGGGAAAACCUCGCAGAUGUUCUCCAGCUUUUUUUGAGGAAGAGCGAGGAGCCCUGGAAGCCAGACGUACCAAGAUCAGACUUCUACAACAAAGGAAAAUGUCAGAGCUACAAACCUUCAAAGAUUUACCCGAGGAGAUUCCCAUGCACCUUGUUAUUGGGACAAAAGUUACAGCCCGUCUGAGAAAACCCCAGGACGGGUUGUUUACAGGAGUGGUGGAUGCGUUAGACACGGUCACCAACAGUUACAGAAUCACGUUUGACCGACCGGGAAUCGGCACCCACUCUAUCCCAGACUAUGAAGUUCUGAGUGUGGAGCCCCAGGAGACUAUCCCACUGUCAGCAUUUCAGCAGAAGCACCGACCCAGGCAGCCCACCCUGUUCUCUCCUCCCAAGUUUGUUCCUAGUCUUGGCUCCCCCAACCCAGAGCUGGAUAACGACCCGCUGCUGAGUGGUUCCACCUUCACAGGGAAACUCCUCAGUCUGGAGGGCGGCACCUACGGGGGAUUCCCCAUCAAGUUCCUGGUCCAAGUGACAAGACUUUCCAAAAUCCUUUCACUGAAGAAAGACUGGAUAAACCAACUCAAGAAUUUAAACACAGAAGCGGAAAAAGCGAAAUCAUUCCAGCAGCCCAUCAGUCGAGACUUUCAGAAAAAGUAUGCAACCACUGUCCUGGAGCUAGAGCAACUUAACAAACAGCUGAGCGACUGUCUGGGAGGGGUGCAGAACUACUGCAAAGAGCUGGCUCCAGACAUGGGUAUGACCCCGCUUGAUGAACCCUCACAGAUCAAGACCAGCUGUGAUGAAGAGGCUGCAGACAUUGUCAACAGGAUUAGUGGGAUGUUCCAUAAAAGAACCUCAAAGAACCAUAGAGUGAUUGAUUUGAUCUCAAGUUUGACUUCACUCAUGCUGCAAGUUAGGACUUUUUCUGAACGUGAAUUUAACUCCUUCGAGUUCAAAUGUCUACAAGAUACACUUAAAGAAAUAAAAGAUAAAUUAGAUGGGAACAGCAUAAAUGCAUUCCAGAACAACGUAGAAAUCCAUAUAAAUCACAUACAGAGUGGACUCAGUCAGAUGGGGAACCUCCAUGCAUUCUCUUCCUCCACUUACAAAGUCUGACCAGGUGAAAGGUCAAGGCCAGUGUGAUUGACAUUGAAUGACCUGCAGGGUCACGACAACUGAAAGCAUGCCCCAUCUUGUUAUGGAUUAGAAGCAGGUCUUGUUUAGUUACAUUAGGGAAGGAAUGUGUGCAUGAUUGUGAUAAAGCAGUUGCUGUACUAUGAAGUUGUUAAACAACUAGAAAUUUUAAAAUGAGACCAGUGUUGUGUAAGAUGAUCAAAAUAAUGAUUUAAUGAUGUCAAGCAUUGUAUACAAAACAUUUGUUGUUGAUCAUAUAGGAUUUUCUCUGUGAAUACUCUUAGAAUUAUGUUAGUGAAUGUACAUAAUGGUAUUAAUGCAAUUAUGUAUGUGUGCAUGGUACAUGUGUGUACAUGUAAGAAAAAUUCAAGGAUGAAUUGUCAUAUCAUAUUGAUAGUUCAAUAUAGAGACAUUGUUUCAUGGAGAUACAAUAAAAUAGUUGUAAUGUA
Magallana angulata is the source of this 2033-nucleotide messenger RNA. Its product is annotated as protein lin-9 homolog. The record is from RefSeq and is a predicted model, not a curated record. Gene Ontology annotation, cellular component: nucleoplasm; transcription repressor complex. The coding region runs from base 16 to 1566 and encodes 516 amino acids. Lineage: Eukaryota; Metazoa; Mollusca; Bivalvia; Ostreida; Ostreidae. Gene Ontology annotation, molecular function: DNA binding. The transcript has 16 exons. Gene Ontology annotation, biological process: regulation of transcription by RNA polymerase II; DNA-templated transcription; regulation of cell cycle.